GGCAUUUCCGGGUCUGAUCCUGCAGUGAGAUCCCGGGACUGACCGGAGAAUUCUCUGGAAACAGGGGCCGGUAGGCAGGGUCUGACCAGAAGGAAUAUGGAUCUGGAUGUACUAAACAUGUUCCUCAUUGCCGGAGGUACCUUGCUUAUCCCAAUAUUGGCUUUCGUGACCUCUUUCUUUCUUUGGCCGGCUGCACUCCUCAGAAUUUAUUACUGGUACUGGAGAAGGGCCUUGGGGAUGCAGGUCAAGUAUGUCACCUGUGAGAACUACACCUUCUGUUACACAUCCCGUGGACGACCAGGGCCAAAGCCAUCAAUCCUCAUGUUACAUGGGUUCUCUGCUCAUAAAGACAUGUGGCUGGCUAUAGCCAAGUUCCUUCCUAAAAACUUGCACGUGAUUUGUGUGGAUAUGCCUGGACAUGAGGGAACCACGCGCUCCGCUUUAGAUGACUACACCUUCAGUGGGCAGGCGAAAAGAAUACACCAGUUUGUUGAAAGCAUAAAUUUGAAUAAAAAGCCGUUCCAUCUUGUGGGCACGUCCAUGGGGGGAUGUGUCGCUGGGGUCUAUGCUUCCCUGUAUCCCUCUGACAUCUCCAGCCUGACUCUCAUCUGCCCUGCAGGUUUGCAGCAUCCUAAGGACAGCAAAUUUCUGAAACAUCUGAAUGAGGUCAAGGAUUCUGGUGACGACGCAAAAAUCCUCCUUAUUCCUUCCACUGCUGAAGAAAUGGAGCAAAUGCUGAAGCUUUGUUCAUACGUUCGCUUCAAGAUCCCUCAGCAGGUCUUACAAGGGUUUCUUGAAGUUCGCAUUCCUCACAAUGACUUUUAUAGAAAAGUAUUUUUAGAUCUUGUAGAAGAGAAGUCGCGUUACUCUCUACAGGACAACAUGCAUAAAAUUACUGCUCCUACUCAAAUAAUAUGGGGCAGACAGGACCAGGUUCUUGAUGUUUCUGGAGCAGAAGUCUUGGCUAAUGCCAUACCAGGAAGCCAAGUGGAAAUACUGGAGAACUGCGGACACUCAGUAGUGAUGGAACGACCUCGAAAAUCUGCAAAACUGAUGGCGGACUUUUUAUCUUCCUUGCAAAGCACAGAGAACAAUAAGAAGCAUGAUUAAACCUUCAGGAAGGCUCAGGACUCCUUAUGGUCUUCUCCAUACUGUAUUUCUCUGAGUGUCUCAGGGGAUCAUGUAGAACUUCUAGGAAAGUAGCUUAGUUCCUUGUGAAGACCAGACGACCAGAACUGUGUCUGAAUUCAGAUGACUUCCAGAUCAGCGGGGUUGCGCACAAUGGGUGUCGCAAGCUGUGGCAUUGACAAAGGCUGUUUUGUUGUAACUGGUGCUCGCUGGCAAUGUAAUAGUUAAAGCCUUCAUUCCAACUGAUACAAUACUCCAGAGUCCAAUGACCCGAUGCUCUGUAAUGAUAGAAGCGUGAUGAAUUUGGUCAUAAAUUAAAAGAUAUAAAAAAGUCAAGUAAGAGAAUCCCAUUAAUAGUGAUAAGCGGUGAGACAAUUUCACAAUUAUAUUGGCCACUUUACCUGGCAGAGACCUAUAAAAACAUUGCACCACUUGCAGUGUGUGCGCUUAUAUCUGGGUAUUGUGCCUUCCAAGCAGUUUUAUGAGGAGAACGUCAUAUACAAAUCAGCAUUGACACUGUGCCCAUGAUGGAUGAUUCUGCUGCUAUACAAUGAGCACUGCAUGGCUGUUUAUCGCCCAAGUCAUUUCCCUGUGGAAUUAGUACCCAAUGGUCCAUCUACGUGGACUGGUAAUUGUACAUAAACGAGUGCUAAUUGGCGAUCUAAUGCCGAUCGGCACUCAAUUAGUACAUCUAAUCGUCAUACUGUACCUUAAAAGGGUUAUCCAUAUUUUUAGACUUUAGAAGGGUUUUCUGAACACUUUAUACUGAUGACCUAUCCUAUCAGUAUCUGAUCAGUGGGGGUCCGACACCUGGGACCCUCACUGGUCAGCACCAUUCAAAGUAGCUUUCCCUAGGCCAGUGAUCACUCAGCUUUCCCUAGGCCAGUGAUCAUCUGUCACAUGGCCUGGGCGCAGCUCAGCCCUAUUGAAGUGAAUGACGCUGUGCUUCGUGGCUGGCGGACCCCCACCGAUCAGAUACUGUUGACUUAUUCAGGAGAUAGGUCGUCAGUAUAAAGAUCUCGCAAAACACCACCCUAUUGUACGUGGUAAAAAAAAUUGGUCAUCUGCUCAGUUUCAGCUCCCUUCAGUGGUCUUCAGUUCCUGUCCUGUAAACUGACCGUGGUCCGUAAAAAUCCACGUAUGUGUGAAUGAGGCCCAUCGCUGCUGGGUUACGUGCCUCUCGUGAAUAUUUCACUACUUAGGCCAGUUACUGGCUAUAGUAACCACGUGAACCUGGAAGUUUGUAGGACAGGGACCUGCAGAGGGGAGCAGGCGAGUGAUUAUUUUAUUUUUAUUUUUUUCACCAAGUUAAUAUCUGAAAAGCUGGAGAAAAGCUUCAGGUGAUAGACUAUAUUAAUUUCAGAUCUGUGGAGGUCCGACCUCUGGUGCCAUUGCCAAUCAACUGUUGAUAGGGGUCGUGGCAUUUAGGCAAGCACUGUGGCCUCUUCCUUGGACUGAUACAUUACCUCCAUCAAUGAAAUAGCCAUUGUGCUGCAUUACCAAGCACAGCCACUAUACAAUGUACAGCUUCAAAUAAAUUCACAUUUUCUGUCGCAAUGAACCAUAACAGCCGGCAGAAGGAAAAAUCUUCUUUUAUUUUCGCAGUAUAAUUAAAUUAAUAAAAUACAAAUAAAAAUAAAAGGCAGCGUGUUUCGGGGAUCAACAGGUCCUAACUGGAUGAAGGGGACCUGUUGAUCCCCGAA
Molecule: messenger RNA, 2831 nt
Organism: Bufo gargarizans (Asiatic toad)
Lineage: Eukaryota; Metazoa; Chordata; Amphibia; Anura; Bufonidae
Product: monoacylglycerol lipase abhd6-A-like
Exons: 9
Coding region: 97-1110 (337 amino acids)
Molecular function (GO): catalytic activity
Source: RefSeq, a predicted model, not a curated record